CCUUGACACUUUUGAAAGGAUCCCAGACACCCUUCUGUAUCUAUGAGCAGUGGCUGCUCAGAGAGGGACAUGAUUUGAGAGGAUAAUCAAAAGAAGGGAAGCCCAAGGUUGAGAGAGGUACAUUGGAUAUGCAGGAAGUGGGAGCGCCGUCCGGUGGUGGUUAGUUGGGGGCAGUUCCAUGGCUAGAUUUAUGGCACGCAGUUGUUGAACGCCUGACAGACAUCCGAGGCAAGGGCUCCACCGCUGCUAUCCCUGCUGCUGCUGCUUCAGAGGAGCUCUGUUUGCUACCGGAGAGGAAGCUCUGUCUCAGCACACAAAGCAGAUGGUGAGGGAGCAGUAUGUCACCACCACCCAGGACAGCAGUGUCCCUGCCCCGGUCCCUGACUCUGUCUAUAAGAUCGGGAUCUACGGUUGGAGGAAGCGCUGCCUCUACCUGUUUGUCCUGCUGCUCAUCAUCAUCCUCACCGUGAACUUUGCCCUCACCAUAUGGAUCCUCCAGGUCAUGUGGUUUAACACAGAAGGGAUGGGACAUCUAAAAGUAACAGCGGAGGGAUUGAGGCUUGAGGACGGGAAGUCAGAGUUCCUCUUUCCUCUCUAUGCCCAAGAGAUCCACUCCAGAGAGGACUCCUCUCUCCUGGUGCACUCAUCUGAAAACGUCACUCUCAAUGCCCGCAAUGAAAAUAAUGAUGUCACAGGAAGUCUCUCCAUAGGGCCAGAAGUGGUCCAGGGAAAUGCACCGAAUUUUGUCAUCAGCUCCAACACCAAGACGCUGUUUUCUGCAGAUGACAAAGAGGUGGUUGUUGGAACAGACAAACUCCGUGUUACAGGUCCAGAAGGUGCCCUGUUUGAACACUCUGUAGAGACGCCCCUGCUCAAAGCUGAGCCCUUCAAUGACUUGAGGCUGGAGUCUCCAACCCGCUCUCUCAGCAUGGAUGCACCGAAGGGAGUCUUUGUCAAAGCACUGGCUGGGAACAUCGAGGCGGCAUCUAACAUGGAUGUUCUAUUGCACUCCAGUGAAGGACUGGUGAUUCUGGAUGCUGAGACGGUGCGUCUGCCGAGUCUCCCCCUGGGACACGGAGGGGUGUCUGGAAACGCUCAGGGACUCUACGAAGUGUGUGUCUGUCCUAGCGGGAAGCUGUUCCUGUCCAAGGCCGGGGUCACCUCCAUGUGCAGCGAAAGCCAAGAGUGCUAGCGAGUGUCUUUGCCAUCAGAUUAUACCAUAGUGAAUGAAAAUGCCUUUAAAUUGGUUACUCUGAAACACUUUCAUAUAAAGCACAAAAACAAUCACAACUUUUCAAUUCUGAACAAAACUGCCAGUUGAACUGUAGACAAAUCCUCCUAAGUAAUUUAUCUAUGGUGCAUUUUAUUGAUGGAAGUUACAUUUGAGACUAUUUUACUAUGUAACUGAAACAGUGACAUGACAACUUUAUACCACAUUAACAAGUGGCUUACUCCUGCAGUAUAGUUGUUGAUACCAUCUUAUGUUUACACUGAGUUGAGAUUAUUGUUUAUUUUAGAAUUACGGUAUUAUGGCUGGGCAAUGAGGAGCUGGUUAACAGAUUACAUCCUAUGCAAUAUGUUUUUUGUGGUGCACUAAUAUAGGACUUUAUGUAGGCCCGGUUUCCUGGAUACAGAUGAAGCUUAGUCCACAACGGAGAAUCCCCCAAUGAAAGUGAUUUUUAGUGUAGGCUUAAUCUGGGUCCGGGAAACCAGCCCGUAGUGUAUUAAUGUUGGGCAAAUGGAGAGAAAAGGAUGAUCUGAUCUAGUCUGUAGAUACACUGAGUAUACCAAACAUUAGGAACACCUUCCUAAUAUUGAGAACAGCCUCAUGGUGUCAAGUGUUCCACAGGGAUGCUGGCCCAUGUUGACUCCAAUGUUUCCCACAGUUGUGUCAAGAUGCCUGGAUGUCCUUUGGGUGGGUCAUUCUUGAUACACAUGGGAAACUGUUAAGCAUGAAAAACCCAGCAUCAUUGCAGUGCACCUGGCACCUACUACCAUACUCUGUUCAAAGGCACUUAAAUCUUGUGUCUUGCCCAUUCACCUUCUGAAUGGCACACACACACAAUCCGUCUCACUUGUCCCGAGGUUUAAAAAUUCUUAUUUAACCUGUUUCCUCCUCUUCAUCUACACUAAUUGAGGUGGAUUUAGCAAGUGACAUCAAUAAGGGAUCAUAGCUUUCACCUGGUCAGUCUGUCAUGGAAAGAGCAGGUGUUCUUAAUGUUUUGUAUACAAAUACAACCUAGUUAUGGUCUAAGAAAGAUAAUAUAAAAUAGAGGUACAGUUGAGUGUGUUUGUGUUACACAUUCAUUAUGCAACGUUAAGAAAUCUGAUACAUCUGUUGCUAGAGAUUUUAAAAAGGGACUGUGUUUUCCCAAGUACUUCAUUUCAUCUCCCAGUUCACCAGCUGCUUCUGUGUUUGUUGUUUUUUUCAUUUAUUCAUUUGUGUGAAAUGUUUUUAUUUGUAUGUUUUUUUUAGGUGUGAUGUAUGGCCAUAUAUCACAAACCCCCAAGGUGCCUUAUUGCUAUUAUAAACUGGUUAACAACAAUUAUAAACUGGUUAGCAAAAAAUGGUUUGUCAUACCCGUGGUAUAAGGUCUAAUAUACCACGGCUGUCAGCCAAUCAGCAUUCUGGGCUUGAAUCACCCAGUUUAGAUUAGUCAGUCAAACUAAUCAGUAUACUGUAAGUAAUAACUUUGCAAAAAUAGGAAAUUAAAUGAAUAGUGUGACAUUUUGGCAACUAAACCCCUUGUUCUACUUCCCCAGAGUCAGAUGAACUCAUGGAUACCAUUUGUAUGUCUCUGCGUGCAGUUUCAAGGAACUUUCUGGAGCCAUUGCUAACUAGUGCCGUGACUGGAAGUGUACAGGAACAGAUAGCAUGCAUUUUCAUCACACUCAAAUUUGCUAUAUUUUCUUUCUCAGUACAUGGUUGUGUUUCUAUCUCCUUCCUUGGUGUAGGCCACGUGGGUAGCCUAGUGGUUAGAGCGUUGGACUAGUAACCAAAAGGUUGCAAGUUCAAAUCCCCGAGCUGACAAGGUACAAAUCGUUCCGUCGUUCUGCCCCCGAACAGGCAGUUAACCCACUGUUCCUAGGCCUUCAUUGAAAAUAAGAAUUUGUUCUUAACUGACUUGCCUAGUAAAAUAAAGAUAACAUAUUAAAUAUGCUAUGAUGUCGCAAUACUGUAACCUACCCAACUGUCACAUACUGUCAAGGUUACAAGUCUAUUUACUUUUGCGCAUGCUUGGCUGUUGAAUUAGCAAUUGAUAAAUGGUAGCCUACAAUUUGUUGUGUGGCGGGAAUAAUUUAAACCAGUUAUGUCAGAAAAGGAGACACGUCCUGCAAUGUCUAUAUCAUAAUAGACCUAUAUAAUAAAAGUAAAAUAAACACAGAUGACAUGCUGCUAUGCAUUCUCUCUGUUUUAUCAUUAGGCCUACGUUUGAAUGUUUUUAUUAGCCUACCAUCAUUAUAAAUCCCGUGCAUCAAACACCUCCCAUUUUCCCCAAACGAGCAAUAAGCCUAUUUGUUGCAAUGCAGUUGAUCAACCUUCUAAAAGUAUGGUUUGAGAUUUGCGUGGAGAUAGGCACUUUCCUGUCAUGUUCACAAUUGAUAAAUACCAAUCUUUGCAGGAAAACUAGUGCUCGCAAGGUUUAGAGUAUUUUUUGUGCAUAUGUCCCUGUAGCCUAUGUGUUCUAUUUUAAGGGAAUAUUUAUUGUACAUUUUGAUUUUAGAAAAAAAUGGCAGCUUCUUAGUUAUCUUGUCACGACCUUGACUGUAAUAUAGAUUGUAAUGCGUUACUGUUCACCCAUGUUGUAUACGUGUUCGCUUGUUGUCCUUAUACAGUAAAUAUUCUAGAAUUGUCAGUGAAGUUGAUGUUUUGAUAAAUUGUGGAACAUGUUUGCCAGGUUUUGUAUGUUUGAAUAAUGUGCUAUUCUUGUAAAAAAGCUCCUGUCUUUAACAGAAUAACAUGUAUAUAUCAUUGUUUGAAAUGAUGUAUCUGAAAAUACAUUUUCCAUGAACAUUAUAAAUACCAGGGGGAAAAAAGGAUGAUCAGUCUCUUUAUUUUAAAAGUUCCAUGAUCAUCUUCCUUGCGACAAUAAAUAUAUUUAAAGCUUUUCUACAA
Molecule: messenger RNA, 4117 nt
Organism: Salmo salar (Atlantic salmon)
Lineage: Eukaryota; Metazoa; Chordata; Actinopteri; Salmoniformes; Salmonidae
Product: gamma-sarcoglycan
Biological process (GO): heart contraction; cardiac muscle tissue development
Cellular component (GO): sarcolemma; sarcoglycan complex
Source: RefSeq, a predicted model, not a curated record